Molecule: messenger RNA, 717 nt
Organism: Prunus armeniaca (apricot)
Lineage: Eukaryota; Viridiplantae; Streptophyta; Magnoliopsida; Rosales; Rosaceae
Source: the annotation of a GenBank genome assembly
AUGGAUAGGAAGCAAAAGGCCCAAAAGGCCCAAUUUAAUGCGCUUUGCAUCAUCUCUCACAAACUAACUACACUCGUUCUUCUCAGACCAGUGGCUGGAUAUUGCUUUGGUGGGAGAACAGAGAAGUCAGAAAGAUUGAAAGAUAAAACUCACCCAAAACAAAUGGCUGCGGUUUCAGUCUCAGCAUUCUCACCUCUGGCAUCGCUCCGUACACCCAAUCGUUCCCAUUCCCUUGCAAUUCCCAUUCCUUCUCCAACACUUUCGUUCCGAAAAGUUUCCACCUCUUUCCAGCGUUUAACGCACAAGGACCAGAGGUCCCGUAUACCCACAAUUAUAAGGGCAGUCGAAGAGGAAACCCUAAUUCCAGUUGAAGGAGAAGAGCAAAAACAAGAAGAACCAGCCAGCAGCGAGCAACAGGAACAGCCCGUUUCGGUCCCCGUUUCGCCCUCCGACACUCUAACCAUGCUCUUUCAGGCAGAUGGAACAAUGAGUGACGCCGCUCUCCCUUCAGUAACCAAAGCCUUAGAGGAAACUCAAGGUAUUACCAACUUAAAAGUUGAAGUUGUUGAGGGUAUUGCAACUGUUGAGUUGACAAAACAAACAACAGUACAAGCUACUGGGGUGGCUUCCAGUUUGGUUGAGACCAUACAGAGUUCAGGAUUCAAGCUACAAACAUUGAAUUUGAGCUUUGACGAAGAAGAGGAAAUUGCUGUAUAG